AUGUCGAUCCAGGCAGCAAAUUCUGUCUAGUGUUUGGUUGGGGAGAAGGCAGAGACUGAAGACAGGAACUCGACAAUCCUACAGCUGAGAGGAGGGGUUCUGGGUGGUGGUACUGCCCCCUGUGCAGCCACAGUCCCUCCGGGCACCAUGCGGAUCACUGCUGGCUGCUGGGUGCUCGGACGCCUCUGGCUCGCCCCGCCGGUCCGGCGCCUGCACGCGGAUCCCCGGCUCCUGGCACCCCUGGCCCUUGCUGACUUUGAAGCCAUAAACCGCGGAGAGAGGCCAUUGCCCGAGAGCUUUAACUUUGCUGGGGAUGUGCUGGACCAGUGGUCCCAGAAGGAACAGACAGGAGAGAGACCGGCCAGCCCCGCCCUGUGGUGGGUGAAUGGCAAAGGGGGCGAGGUGAAGUGGAGCUUCGGGGAGCUGGGCACCCUGUCCCGAAAGGCCGCCAACGUGCUCACCCAGCCUUGCGGCCUUGCGAGAGGCGACCGAGUGGCGGUCAUUCUGCCCCGAGUCCCGGAGUGGUGGCUGGUCAACGUGGCUUGUAUGCGAACAGGGCUUGUCUUCAUGCCGGGCACCACGCAGCUGACCGCCAAGGACAUCCUCUACCGGCUGCGGGCCUCUAAGGCCAAGGGCCUGGUGGCCAGUGAGGAGGUGGCCCCAGCAGUGGAGUCCAUCGUGUCCGAGUGUCCUGACUUGAGGACCAAGCUCCUGGUGUCUCCGCGCAGCCGGCCGGGGUGGCUCAGCUUCCAGGAGUUAUUUCAAUGCGCUUCCGCAGAGCACAGCUGUGUGGAGACGGGCAGCCGGGAGCCGGCGGCCAUCUACUUCACCAGCGGGACCUCGGGCUCGCCCAAGAUGGCCCAGCACUCCCACAGCAGCCUGGGCAUCGGGUACACUCUCUGUGGAAGGUACUGGCUGGACCUGGAGUCCUCGGAUACCAUAUGGAACAUGUCCGACACUGGCUGGAUCAAGGCCGCCAUUGGCAGCGUGUUCUCUCCGUGGCUGCAGGGAGCCUGUGUCUUUGUGCAUCAGAUGGCCCAGUUUGACACUGACACCUUCCUAGAUACGCUCACCACUUACCCCAUCACCACCUUGUGCUGCGCGCCCACUGUGUACCGGAUGCUCGUGCAGAAAGACCUUAAGAGAUACAAAUUCCUGAAGCUGCGACACUGCUUGACGGGAGGGGAGCCCCUCAACGCAGAGGUGCGGGAGCAGUGGAAGAGGCAGACGGGGCUGGACCUGCACGAGGGCUACGGACAGACGGAAGUGGGCAUCAUUUGUGCCAAUCUGAAAGGACAGGAAAUUAAACCGGGCUCGAUGGGGAAGGGAGUCCUGCCCUAUGAUGUCCAGAUUAUAGAUGAAAAUGGCAACAUCCUGCCGACAGGCCAGGAAGGAGACAUUGCCCUGGCGCUGAAGCCUCCCCGGCCCUUCUCUUUCUUCUCAGAAUAUGUGGACAAUCCAGGGAAAACCGCCGCCACGAUAAGAGGGAAUUUUUAUGUCACUGGAGACAGAGGCGUGAUGGACAGCGACGGGUACUUCUGGUUUGUUGGCAGAGCUGAUGACGUCAUCAUAUCCUCCGGGUACCGCAUCGGGCCCUUCGAAGUGGAGAGCGCGCUGAUUGAGCACCCAGCAGUUGUGGAGUCGGCCGUGGUCAGCAGUCCAGACCCCAUCAGGGGAGAGGUAGUGAAAGCUUUUGUUGUCUUAUCUGUGCCCUUCAAAUCAUCUGACCCAGAGAAAUUAACUCUUGAACUUCAAGAGCAUGUGAAAAAAAUAACUGCACCGUACAAAUAUCCAAGAAAGGUGGAGUUUGUUGAACAGCUCCCGAAGACCAUCACGGGGAAAAUCAAGCGCAAUGUCUUAAGAGACCAGGAGUGGGGACGGACAUAG
Myotis myotis is the source of this 1887-nucleotide messenger RNA. Its product is annotated as acyl-coenzyme A synthetase ACSM4, mitochondrial-like. Gene Ontology annotation, biological process: fatty acid biosynthetic process; acyl-CoA metabolic process. The record is from RefSeq and is a predicted model, not a curated record. Gene Ontology annotation, molecular function: fatty acid ligase activity; fatty-acyl-CoA synthase activity. NCBI's taxonomy places the organism in Eukaryota, Metazoa, Chordata, Mammalia, Chiroptera, Vespertilionidae. Gene Ontology annotation, cellular component: mitochondrial matrix.